UGCGAAUAGACCCGCAAUGUCCACUAGGAGGCUUGACUAACAAGGUAUUUGUCUCGACGUAAACAUAUAUGGCGUGAACUGCAAAAUAUAGAUUAAACGAUGCUUUAAAGGACGCAGAUCUGCUGUCGGAGGUCGCGGUGUUUGUUGGACUAUCACAGAUCAUCAGUCUCCUCUCUGUGGGCCAGUGUAGCACGUAUCUAUGAACUCCAUACCGCCCUCCACAUCAGCCGUCAGUAGCCCUGUCAGCUCUGUAGAUUCGCCGCUGUCAGCCGUCAGCUCAUCCAUCGGUUCUCCCGGCGUUCCCGGCACCCCAUCUGUUGGCUAUGGGCCCAACAGCAGCCCUCAGAUCAACUCUUCAAUGUCUUUGUCUGGGUUACAUGCUGUCAGUAGCUCUGAUGAUGUGAAACCCCCGUUUGGCCUGAAGUCUGUCGGUGGCUCUGGGCCAAUGCUGUCUCAGAAACGCAUGUGUGCCAUUUGUGGGGAUCGCUCCUCUGGGAAGCACUAUGGCGUGUACAGUUGUGAAGGCUGUAAGGGUUUCUUCAAGCGCACAGUUAGGAAGGACUUGAGCUACACGUGUAGGGACAACAAAGAGUGUCUCGUGGAUAAACGCCAACGCAACCGCUGCCAGUACUGCCGCUAUCAGAAGUGCCUGGCUACGGGAAUGAAAAGAGAGGCUGUUCAGGACGAGCGUCAGAAAAACAAGGAGCGUGAUGGAGACGAUGAAUGCAGCAGCGCAGUGAAUGAGGAGAUGCCUGUUGAGGCGAUCCUGGAUGCUGAGAUCGCUGUGGAACACAGGACAGACCUGCACUCUGAUGCUACCACUUCACCCAAUGAUCCGGUCACUAACAUCUGCCAGGCUGCAGACAAACAGCUCUUCACUCUGGUGGAGUGGGCCAAGAAGAUCCCUCACUUCUCGGAGUUGUCAUUGGACGACCAGGUCAUCCUGCUCAGGGCCGGAUGGAAUGAGCUUCUUAUUGCUGCCUUCUCUCAUCGCUCCAUCAGCGUGAAGGAUGAGAUCCUGUUGGCCACAGGUCUGCAUGUAUCCAGAGACAGUACUCACAACUUGGGCGUGGAGGCCUUUUUUGACAGGGAGAGCACGCACAGUGCAGAGGUGGGGGCUUUAUUUGACAGGGUGCUUACUGAGUUGGUCUGUAAGAUGCGUGAUAUGCAAAUGGACAAGACUGAACUCGGCUGUCUGCGCGCCAUAGUUCUGUUCAACCCAGAUGCCAAAGGUCUGACGAGCACCAGUGAGGUGGAGCUUCUGAGAGAGAAAGUGUAUGCGUCCUUGGAGUCCUACUGCAAGCAGAAGUACCCCGACCAGCAGGGGAGAUUUGCCAAGCUCCUCCUCCGGCUGCCUGCGUUGCGUUCCAUUGGGCUCAAGUGUCUGGAGCAUCUGUUCUUUUUUAAGCUGAUCGGAGACACCCCCAUUGACACUUUUCUCAUGGAGAUGCUGGAGUCACCCCACUAGCUUCAUCGGAAAGAGAGAGAUUGGGAGACAGGGUUUCAGCCCUAGGUCCUGGAGAUAACUGUGACUGCACUUUUCCUUCCCAGGGGAAUUACAGCAAUUGGUCCGCCUCUGGUCUGGGGGUAUUUUUGUCUUUUGUUUUCUCUCGACUUUCUCUUAAAGUGCACCACAGAAUCUAGAGACCCAAAACUUGCCAUGAAAAUUGUUGGUGCUACAUUUCAAUAGUAAGCUAAUUCUUUAUAUAAAAGAAAACAAGUUCAAAAACGUUUGUAAGAAUGAAAGCUCCAAUUACCUGACUGGUUUAGAUAAGCGGGGUUUACAUUUUGAUAGAUCCAUUUGAGGCUUUUAAAACACUGUGGAUGAUAAGCUUUAAUUGUACGUAUGUGUGCUUCACCAUCUCUUGAGUUUGGGUGCUUACUUUUAUGACUUAUUUUAUUUCGCCCCGACCUACAAGGACUGACUGGUCACUUGGGCAGAGAGAUGAAUGAGUAUUUGGUAUUCUAGGUUUAAAUUGACCUGACUUUGCUGGUCUGAGGAAUCUGGCAAAGAGAUCUUUAUGCAAUGAAGCUUGAAAAACAGAAAAGAUGCAUAAUCUAAAAAAAUGUACACAAUUUACAUUAUACUGUGCAAUGUUAAGCUUAAAUACAGAGGUGGAUGUGAGAGAAACGCAAGCACUCUUUUUUUAUCUCACUCAUUCAUUUUAUUAUCCUGUCAUGAGGGCCCUAACUGAGAAAUGCUUGAUGUUCUUAUUUUAACAUAUGAGAGUAAAAAGGAAAAUACAAGUCUCUCUUCACAUCAUCAGCAUUUAUUGUACGAGGCCGGUAGAUUUCUUUCAUUCUUUUUGUUUUGCCUAAAGUGUCCUAAAGGCCAAAUCGUCUUAAAAGCUGCUUCGGCUGUCAGUUAACAAAACACUUUUCAUCACAUAUCAGGUGACUGUAAAAGUGAUAAUUCCUUAAGUGAACUGCACUACUCUAAAAAUGUCAUUCCGUUUUAUUUUUUUACCAGGGUCAGGAUUUUUAUGUUUACUUUGGUGCUUAGGAAUUGACAUUUGAUAUUACAACCCUAAAAAAAAAUGCACAUCCAAAACAGCUUCAUACAGAUACUAAAUCUGAGCAAUAUAAGAGUGCUUUUCUAUUUCGAAAAAACCUUCCAACUUGAAAUGUAUACAAUGAAUUUAUUCUAGUACUGUGCAGACCCUAUUGUUCAGGGACACCGUGUAGCUAUCCUGUAGAGUAGGCUAGGAAUCCGUAUGUAUUCUCUCUAUGCUUUUAUCACUUUCUUUAGUGUGUAGUUGGCUUACAACUUGCCGAAAAAAAGACAUUGUUUGCACUGGAUUUUACCAGAAAUCCUAGAUUUUGGAUUUUGUCUUUUAUUUUCUCAUUGAUCUGAGCUUUCCUUUGACUUGCCAUUGAUUUUUUUGCUUUCGUUUUUGCUUUCCAUGGCAUCUCUCUGUCCAUUUUGAAUAAAGUUAUGGGGACAAAUGCAAACUCACUCGCCAUAGAUAUAUCUAACACAACACAAGGUUGUUUUUGUAUGGUCUUGUACAACCAACAUCUUUACUGCAUUAGGCAUGUUACAUGUCUGUUGUUGCACUAAAAUUGUCAUACAUUUAUGAUAGUAAUGAGAUUCCAUCACGUUUGGAUGUUGUCACGGCUCAUUUUAGAGGAGCCUGGUGAUGCUGAAAGAGAACCAUCUGCUGUACAUGACCCUAAAUAAAGGUGGUGAUGUCUAACGUC
Triplophysa dalaica is the source of this 3201-nucleotide messenger RNA. RefSeq names its product retinoid x receptor, beta b (gene rxrbb). Gene Ontology annotation, cellular component: nucleus; RNA polymerase II transcription regulator complex. The coding region runs from base 200 to 1468 and encodes 422 amino acids. The transcript is spliced from 11 exons. Gene Ontology annotation, biological process: anatomical structure development; response to retinoic acid; positive regulation of transcription by RNA polymerase II. The record is from RefSeq and is a predicted model, not a curated record. Lineage: Eukaryota; Metazoa; Chordata; Actinopteri; Cypriniformes; Nemacheilidae. Gene Ontology annotation, molecular function: nuclear receptor activity; retinoic acid-responsive element binding; nuclear steroid receptor activity.